UCAGAGGAGGCGGCCUUCAGACAUGGAAAGAAAGCUCCUAAAGAAGGAAGUGAGAAAGCUGCUGAGAGAUUAUAUUGGCAUCAGACUUCGGGAAAAUGAAUUUGACCCAAAAGGAAGAAGGCAACUCUCCAUUCUAGAUGAUGUGGCGCACUAUGACUUGGCCAUCAGCGUCGCGCUGCAAUGGCUGGGUCACUCAGAAGACUUAACUUGGCUGGAGCGGGAGGCCAGGAAUAUGCCGUUUCAUGGCAGACCCAUGUAUCCAAACCGCAGAGAACGAGAAGCAAUGAUUUUGUCAUCCUAUGCUGGAAUCUUAAUGAACAGUGUUCCAAUUGAAGAAGUCUUUAAAAUCUAUGGAGCUGAUUCUGGUACUACCAAGGCUCCCCGGGCUCCCUUGUUCCGUUCCUUGCACCCCUUUGCCAUGCUGACGGCCCCCACUGCAGCAGAAUACUCCGGGAAACAGAGCGUCAAGUUAAGAAGGAGAACAACGAAUAAAAACAUCACCAGCCAUUCUGCAAAGGAAAUACCUAACACAGGAUGGAAAUUAUCAAAAAACUUCUCACGCUUACUACCAAAGAACAAAGUCACUUAGAACUUGGAUUUGAAUCCUGGUCCGUCAUUGACAAGGCCUCUGGGAGGAGAUUUU
Dipodomys ordii (Ord's kangaroo rat) is the source of this 643-nucleotide messenger RNA. RefSeq names its product chromosome unknown open reading frame, human C2orf80. The record is from RefSeq and is a predicted model, not a curated record. The transcript has 8 exons. Lineage: Eukaryota; Metazoa; Chordata; Mammalia; Rodentia; Heteromyidae. Bases 23 to 589 code for a protein of 188 amino acids.